Penicillium antarcticum is the source of this 444-nucleotide messenger RNA. RefSeq names its product CAZyme family AA7. Gene Ontology annotation, molecular function: flavin adenine dinucleotide binding. NCBI's taxonomy places the organism in Eukaryota, Fungi, Ascomycota, Eurotiomycetes, Eurotiales, Aspergillaceae. The coding region runs from base 1 to 444 and encodes 147 amino acids. The transcript is spliced from 2 exons. The record is from RefSeq and is a predicted model, not a curated record.
AUGAAGCUGCUGAGUGUCCUGAUUAGGGCAUCUGCAGUAGGGGCUCUAGCAGCUUCCACAAGCGAUGUGACUAAAUUAUCCUCCUUUGCGCAGCGCCUCGGGCUGUCCACUGCCGAUACCCGUACCCUGGCGGCGCAGUAUGCAAAGGCUGGGGACCCCGUUGCUAUUCUGAACAUUGCGUGUUUGACUGCCCAGGGCGUUCUUGGCACCGAGAAUGUCGAUACAUCGCCCCUCAAUCAGACUACCGUGGAAGUGAAUUGGUCCGAAUCAUGCGUCGCAGAGCCCUACUGCAUCAUUCAGCCUAGGGAAGCCCAGGAUAUAUCCACCGCGGUCAAAUUCAUCAAUUUCUUUCAGUUGAAAUUUGCAGUGCGCAGUGGCGGACACUCGCCGAACCCCGGCUGGUCGAGUGUCGGUAGCCAAGGUAUCCUGCUCGAUUUGUCUUGA